AUGCGCCAGAGAUGGAACGAUCCACGCCUUGCUUUCCAUGGAAAUCAUACAAUCAGUUUGAAUAACAAACUUGUGGAGAAGAUAUGGGUGCCGGAUUUGUACUUCAUUAAUGAAAAAGACGGGAAAUUCCACUCGAUUACCGUAGAUAACAAACUCCUACGCAUCUCACCAAAUGGAGAUGUGCUGUAUAGUAUGAGAUUAACGCUAACUUUAGCAUGUUAUAUGAAUUUACAAAACUAUCCAAUGGAUCAACAGGUCUGUGAAAUGCUGUUAGAAAGUUAUGGAUUCACCACCGAACACGUAAUUUUCGAUUGGGCCCCAGGAACGGCGGUCUCGUUAAACCAGAACCUGAAAAUGCCACAGUUCGAGAUUAUCAAUAUAGUAGAGACAAGUACUACUAAUCCAUAUACAACAGGUAAUUACACACUAUUGGUUGUACAGUUUACACUACGCCGCUUGAUGGCGUUUUACAUUCUUCAGACGUAUAUCCCUAGCAUAUUACUGGUGGUUUUGUCUUGGGUGUCAUUCUGGAUCAGCGCCGACGCAGCGCCCGCUCGUGUUGGUCUUGGAAUUACCACCGUUCUUACUAUGACGACACAGAGUUCUGGCAUUCUUGCGUCGUUGCCAAGGGUGUCGUACAUCAAAGCCAUUGACGUGUGGAUGACCACUUGCCUAGUCUUUGUAUUCGGUGCAUUGCUGGAGUUUGCACUUGUCAACUUCCUGGUCACGGAGGCAAAAGCGUCUGAAAAACGACGAAAAAGGGAGGAAAAGAUGAAGGGUGAACGAAGAUAUUCAGUUCGAACUACGGAUGGGACAACAAUCCCCCACAAGGAGUCGGAACAGUCGGAAUCACCGUGUGUUGGAAUAUUAAAAGCAUGUCUUGGAGGACCGCAGUUUAGCAAGAGCCAACUGAUGAAACCUAAAAACAGGGUACAUUGGACGUUACAGGCUGAGAAGAUUGACAGUCUCGCCAGAAUGGCAUUUCCAUUGUCGUUUAUAUUGUUUAAUGCUGUCUAUUGGCCGACAUAUCUGACCAAUAGUCCUUAG
This is a messenger RNA of Saccoglossus kowalevskii, 1047 nucleotides long. RefSeq names its product glycine receptor subunit alpha-2-like. Gene Ontology annotation, cellular component: membrane. Gene Ontology annotation, molecular function: GABA-A receptor activity; extracellular ligand-gated monoatomic ion channel activity. The record is from RefSeq and is a predicted model, not a curated record. Gene Ontology annotation, biological process: monoatomic ion transmembrane transport. Lineage: Eukaryota; Metazoa; Hemichordata; Enteropneusta; Harrimaniidae.